Parastagonospora nodorum SN15 is the source of this 653-nucleotide messenger RNA. RefSeq lists its product as hypothetical. The transcript has 3 exons. The record is from RefSeq and is a predicted model, not a curated record. The coding region runs from base 124 to 438 and encodes 104 amino acids. NCBI's taxonomy places the organism in Eukaryota, Fungi, Ascomycota, Dothideomycetes, Pleosporales, Phaeosphaeriaceae.
GUGGAGAGCUCCAAACAACGUCACUCAUCACACGACCGCCUCACCACCACACCACGGCCUCUUAAGUCACGCCCCAAUCUCGUGAAAGAUACACAAAUCCAAACUCCCAAUUACGCGACCGCAAUGGCGUCUCGCGUCCUCCGCCCGGCGUUCCGCGCAGCUACCGCGGCCCGCGGCUUUCAGACCAGCGCGGUUUUGAGGGCAGACGCUGUUAUUGCGCCUGUUAGGAAGCCGGUUGGUGCUUUUAGGGGAGGAUUGUUCGGUUUCCUCACCGGAGCGACGGCUUCCGGCGCUGGCAUGUACUACUAUGUCAUCGACGAAUACCGCGUAUCGAACCAGCUUUUGACCGAGGACAUCUACGCUCUGCAGUCUGCGGUACAACGGAUAGAAGGCUACGUCAGGACUCUCGAGGAGAAGGUCGACACAAGGAGGAAGUGAACAUAAGGACAGAUGCAGUAGCAAGCGGCAACUGAACACCGUUCGCGCGAAAAGCAAAUUGCGACAAGAGCGAUGCAUGGGCACACGAGCGCCGGACUGGCAUGUACGGGGCAUGUAUAAUAUAUCCUGGAAUUCUUCUUCUCCAAUCUUUGGUCAACGAUGCGCUGGUAUGGAGAGUUUUCGAAACCUGGCAAAAUGCUACGAGCUUCAUUUCG